UCCUCCUCACAAAAUUCAAUUCGAUUCCAUUACUUGCUGGCUUGCCCUCUUCCUGCUCCUCUUCUCCCUGCUCCUGCAGAGAGGAAGAGGCGGGAUGCCGCGGGCGGCCCCGCCGCGCAAGGUGCCCCUCCGCAAGCUGCUGCGUGCGGCGUCGGUAGCGUGCGGGGUGCAGUUCGGAUGGGCGCUGCAGCUGUCGCUGCUGACGCCCUACGUGCAGGAGCUGGGCAUCCCGCACGCCUUCGCCAGCCUCGUCUGGCUGUGCGGGCCCCUCUCCGGCCUCCUCGUCCAGCCCCUCGUCGGCCAUCUCUCCGACCGCAUCGCCCCCGCCGCCUCCCCGCUCGGCCGCCGCAGGCCCUUCAUCGCCGCAGGCGCAGCCUCCAUCGCCGCUGCCGUCCUCACUGUCGGCUUCUCCGCCGACCUCGGCCGCCUCUUCGGCGACAACAUCACCCCGGGCUCAACCCGCCUCGGCGCCAUCUGCGUCUACCUCGUCGGAUUCUGGCUGCUCGACGUCGGCAACAACGCAACGCAGGGGCCCUGCAGGGCGUUCCUCGCGGACCUCACCGAGAAUGACCCAAGGAGGACUCGUAUUGCUAAUGCAUACUUCUCACUCUUCAUGGCCCUGGGAAACAUACUCGGAUAUGCCACUGGAGCAUACAGUGGCUGGUAUAGGAUAUUUCCUUUCACUGUUACUCCAUCCUGCAGCAUCAGUUGUGCCAACCUCAAGUCUGCCUUUCUUCUUGAUAUCAUUGUUUUGGUGUUCACUACGUACAUUACUGUAGCAUCAGUGCAAGAACCUCAAUCUUUUGGAGGUGAUGAAGCGGAACAUCCAAGUAACGAACAAGAAACUUUCCUCUGGGAACUUUUUGGGUCAUUCAGAUACUUUACACUGCCAGUUUGGAUGGUUUUGAUUGUCACUGCCCUUACUUGGAUUGGGUGGUUUCCUUUUAUCCUCUUUGAUACCGAUUGGAUGGGCCGAGAGAUCUACCGAGGAAGCCCGGACAACCCAGGAGAAACUCAGAGGUACCAUGAUGGUGUGAGAAUGGGUUCUUUUGGUCUAAUGCUUAACUCCGUCCUUCUUGGAUUCACCUCUGUUGUACUAGAAAAGUUAUGUAGGAAGUGGGGUGCUGGACUAGUAUGGGGUGUCUCCAAUAUCCUAAUGGCUUUGUGCUUCGUGGCAAUGCUUGUAAUAACAUAUGUUGCGAAGAACAUGGACUAUCCACCCAGUGGUGUACCUCCAACUGGCAUUGUCAUUGCUUCCCUUGUGGUUUUUACAAUUCUAGGAGCACCCUUGGCAAUCACAUACAGUAUACCAUAUGCAAUGGCUGCUAGUCGUGUCGAAAAUCUGGGUCUUGGCCAAGGUCUAGCAAUGGGCAUUCUCAAUUUAGCUAUUGUCAUACCACAGGUUAUUGUGUCACUUGGUAGUGGGCCAUGGGAUCAACUCUUCGGUGGCGGAAAUGCACCGGCUUUUGCAGUGGCAGCUGGUGCAUCUUUCAUAGGCGGGUUGGUGGCUAUUCUGGGGCUUCCGCGAGCGCGCAUUGCAUCAUCAAGGAGGAGAGGCGGGGCAGGGGCACACCGAUAAGUUAUUAUCACCGUUACAUGUGUGAAUGCUCUGCUCCGCUCCACUCCGGUGGAAGUGUUACAACUUGCAACCAUUCUUUGCGGUCGGUUGGGCACAGCAAGACACGGGGAAGCUCUCCUCUUGGACUGGAAAAGAACUGGAAGCUCUGGAAGUAUCUUUUUGGGGAUUGCCUUUGUUUCGUGGAUGAGCUAUUUUUGCCUUGUGUCCAUGUGAAACAUCAUCAUUUGUUGUUGUGUGUCGAAUGUAUGUAUGCCGGUCAAGCCAUUUGUAGAGAGAGAGGUUACUUAAUGAAUGAAUAAAAUAAAAGUUGAAUGCUUAA
Phragmites australis (common reed) is the source of this 1898-nucleotide messenger RNA. Its product is annotated as sucrose transport protein SUT2. Gene Ontology annotation, cellular component: vacuole; plasma membrane. Gene Ontology annotation, biological process: transmembrane transport; sucrose transport. Gene Ontology annotation, molecular function: sucrose:proton symporter activity. The transcript is spliced from 5 exons. Bases 95 to 1579 code for a protein of 494 amino acids. The record is from RefSeq and is a predicted model, not a curated record. NCBI's taxonomy places the organism in Eukaryota, Viridiplantae, Streptophyta, Magnoliopsida, Poales, Poaceae.